Stylophora pistillata is the source of this 2456-nucleotide messenger RNA. RefSeq lists its product as uncharacterized. Gene Ontology annotation, molecular function: calcium ion binding. The record is from RefSeq and is a predicted model, not a curated record. Lineage: Eukaryota; Metazoa; Cnidaria; Anthozoa; Scleractinia; Pocilloporidae.
CCGUCACCCAAGUCAAUGGUUUGCUUUGCUACGAUUCCUUUAUCAGUCAGAAAGAAAUUAGAGUUAAAAGAAACGCGAUAAGUAUACGAAAGGAAAAAGAUUAUAAUUAAAACCCAAAUCAUUUAGGUAAAUAUUGAGGUGGAAGAUAUCAGUCGUGGACGUGAACACUCAAUUUUUGCUAAAUCUGUGACAUAACUUAAAUUGAUGAAAGUAUUUCCUGAUAUUCAGGUAAGAACGAUAAGUAAAAAGCUCAGUUUUCGACAGAAACACACACGAACACGAUAUAAACUUAAGACAAAUUAGCUGAUUAGUAUAGCUGUAUUUUAAAAGACGAGACAUUGACUGAUAUAUAUUAAGGCGCCAGUGAAAAUCCACCAACCAAAAUUAUUAUUAGUUCGACAUCGUAAAUAUUGUUUUCACUCCAGUUCUUUCAAUUACAAACUACUUUCACUUCUUUUUUUUUUCUUUUUUACUUCUGUCCUCGCAUGAUUUGCAUUGUUCGAAACAACAAUAGUAUUUCUUUGGCUAAAAUCUAGAGGUAGGGACCCUCACAAAAGCCAUCUGCAAUCCGCUUUACAAUUCAUUUUGUCUAGACAGUAUAAAUUAAAAUCACAAUUCGUCAAGGCAAUCGGAAAGAUGCGUGCGACACUGAUUACACUUUUGACAAAUAUAUUUUCUGAUUUGGAACCUUUCCCAGCUAAUAAUACUUAUAUUUGCCAGAUCGCAACUGUAUUUUAGCGCGAUGGGCACAUUAUCGAAAUAAAAAUCGAACAUCUGAGGGUAUUGAACGAAUAAGGUAGUAUUUUAAAUCUGGAGUGGAUAUCUGAACUGAUCAAUAAAACCGUGACCAAGUGAGGUCAAGUUCCCGGAUGUGCUAAGAAUCAAUCCCAUGGGUUGAAUAGACAGUUUCAACACAAACACUCGGCUCUACCGGCUCGAGUUUCGGCUUCGUGAACUCCUUGCAAAGAGUAGGAUACAGCUGUCUUAAGAGUGUACUCCACUGGACUGAUUUGCGGUUAAAACUCGCAUAAUUCCUCGACAACCAUCGCAGAAAUUCACCAGAAAGCAUCGCGCUUAAUCGUGAAUUGUUUCGCAACGACAAAUCGACAUCAACACAUCCAGAACUGCUCCCAGACAAUCAAACGCGUGUGAUAUAAAAGCCACGAUCAAUUGAGUGUCAGAUAUUUGAAUGUUUUAAGCUGAUAUUGGUGCGGCGUCGAAAUGCUCCCUUUCAAAAAAUACCUCAAGAAACAGUAAAUGUUUAAAAUAUCUCUGUAGCUCGGUUUUAAACUGAGUCCAUCUGCAAACAUGGCGAGUUCAUUAGGGCUGUUUGUGAAUCAGGAUGAUUUGGACGAAGCGAACCGACUGUCCAAGAAAAUCGAUUAUGCUCAGUUAGAAGACUAUGAAAAGGAUAUGGUUCGGAAUAUUUUGGAGUACAACUGGGACUCUCAACACCAAAUGGUGUCGAACCUGCUACACUUUCCUCGCAUCAUGCCUGAAGAUAAGCGAGUCAAAUGGAUUUUAAAGGGAUUAAAGGAAGAGAAACAGUCUUAUUACGUUCUUGCGGCAGCUACCGGCGUUGCGGGUCUAAAGCUGCAAGGCAAAGAUUCGGAAGAAAUCGUGGAAUUGCUGAAGAACAUCUCGACGUCGCAGAACGGAAUGGUGGCUCUUCGAGCGUUCAUGUCUCUUGCCGAUUAUUUGAAACACCCGAAAGAUACCUCCUUUGUUAUGAAGUUUAUGAAGAAAUCCAAGUCAAACUUGAGGUACAAUUCGCUGGACUGGCUGAUAGAAAAUGUCAAAGAUCGAAAGGAGCUGUUGUCCUUGUUCGAGGAUGAGUCCCUCCCGGAAGAUGUCAGACUUGAAGCCGUGGAACGGGUCAACAAUUCAACGGAUAGUGAAGCGCAAGAUUGGGCAAAUGAGGAUCUCCACCAUUUUACAUUUGUGCCAAACCUGGCCGAGUUUGAAGCCAUGAGGACAAAGGAGCAGACACUCUCGGAGCUUUUUUCCGAGUUAGACCUAGACAAAGAUGGUUUGAUCGGCGCAGAAGAGCUGAGAGAUUUCUGUGAAGACAUUGGUCAGGACAUCACCUUGGAGGGAGCGGCUAAAGAUAUUGCACUGGUAGACGGGAAUAAAGAUGGAAAAAUCGACAAAGACGAAUGGAUCGAACUUAUGUUUCCAAAGUUUAAUGUUCAAUGAGAAAUGUGAAUUGCAAUGUAAUUUAGCAACUCGAAACUACAACUUCUCCUUGGUAGAAGUGACGAUAUGGUAGUAUAAACAGUAGAACGCUACUAACCUUUGAAGAACUCACUCACUUCUCUUUGAAAUGCAGAUGGGGGAACGCUUUAGCUUUAGAUAAGAAUGGCCAUUUGGCGAUACAAAAGUGAUAAUAGUCCAUUUUACAGUUGUGUGCUUGGUUGCCAAGCCUUUGAAUGGGAGUGAGGCUAGGGAUGACCUUG